CGGUGUGAGAGUAAGUGUUAAUUUUUAGUCCCAGAUCAUCAGUCUCUUAUCAGCUUGACUAGUGACGUUUCGCAGCUGGUUUCAUUUAUCCCAGAGGUGUUACUGUUGUUGAGGUUAUAAAAUUAUUAAAUCAUGGUGGAGACUGUACUCGGCCCGGUCAAACUUUCAGAACUUGGUCGCAUUCUGACCCAUGAACAUUUUGCAUUAGACUUCAGGAAAUUCUACACGGCACCACCUGUAAAUUUGAAAAGUUAUUUUGAUGACAAAAUCUGUCUAGUAAAUGCCGGCCUCGUCAAACAAUAUCCUUACAGCAGUGAGUACAACAUUGUGUUCAACGAUACAGAUACUCACAAUGCGGUACUGGCAGAUGUCGUUCUAUUAAAAAAAUUCGGUGGAGGUACAAUUGUCGAAAAUACUAGUAAUGGACUCUUGCGUGAUAUCUCUUUCAUGAAACAUGUCAGUCACGCAUCUGGUAUACACGUCAUUGCAGGCACUGGCCAUUACGUUGCAUCCACACAGACUGAAGCAGCUCUCAACGUCAGCGUAGAGCAAAUGUAUGACUUGAUAUUGAAAGAAAUGACGGUGGAAUGCGAAGGUAGUCCCGGUGUCAAGGCCGGGUUCAUUGGAGAAGUCGGUAGUACUUGGCCCAUUCAUGAUUUCGAGAAAAAAGCUAUACAAGCAACCGCUGCGGUACAAGCUCAAUUGGGAUGCCCUGUGAGUUUUCACCCAGGACGUAAUCCGAAAGCACCUUUCGAAAUAAUUAGAUUGUAUUUGGAAGCUGGUGGUGCUGCAGAAAAGGCCAUCAUGUCUCAUCUCGACCGUACUUUGCUCAAUGACGAAGAUCUUCUGGAAUUUUCAAAAUCUGGAUGCUACUGCCAAAUGGACUUAUUUGGUACCGAAUGUUCAUAUUACCAGUUUUCCCCAACAACCGAUAUGCCUUCAGAUGCUCAACGCCUUGAUAAAGUAAUGCUGAUUCGUGAAGAAGGUCGAAUUGAUAGAGUUCUACUUAGUCACGAUAUCCACACUAAGCAUCGUUUGAUGGCUUUUGGGGGACACGGAUUUUCUCAUAUCUAUAACAACGUUAUACCAAAAAUGUUAAUAAAAGGUUUCUCACAAGAAGAUAUUGAUCUCAUUACAAUGAAGAACCCAACAACAUGGCUCGCAAUGUGAAGUACUCGAGUAUGAUAUUUAUUAUUAAACAUAAUUCUAUCGGAUCACAGUUACAUAUAAGAUUGUUCUGUUAUCGACAUGAAAAAAAAUGUUAUCACAUCUCAUCUUGUGAAUAAAACUCUUCACUUGAAACAGA
Molecule: messenger RNA, 1306 nt
Organism: Diprion similis
Lineage: Eukaryota; Metazoa; Arthropoda; Insecta; Hymenoptera; Diprionidae
Product: phosphotriesterase-related protein
Exons: 7
Coding region: 133-1170 (345 amino acids)
Biological process (GO): catabolic process
Molecular function (GO): zinc ion binding
Source: RefSeq, a predicted model, not a curated record